This is a messenger RNA of Mercenaria mercenaria, 1651 nucleotides long. RefSeq names its product QRFP-like peptide receptor. NCBI's taxonomy places the organism in Eukaryota, Metazoa, Mollusca, Bivalvia, Venerida, Veneridae. Gene Ontology annotation, biological process: G protein-coupled receptor signaling pathway. Gene Ontology annotation, molecular function: G protein-coupled receptor activity. The record is from RefSeq and is a predicted model, not a curated record. Bases 199 to 1596 code for a protein of 465 amino acids. Gene Ontology annotation, cellular component: membrane. The transcript has 4 exons.
AUUUAAUGUUUUAAUAUCUAUUCAGAUGACAGUAUGCUUCGUUGCCAGUGUUGCUCAGCAGGACAACCUGCAACUGGAAAUGUUGAUAUCUCUGUAGAAAUGUUAAACAUUUGAUGAAGGAUUAAUUUCUGAAGGUUCUGAGAUCUUUGCUUACGCGUAUUUCUUUUGGAAGAGUACCAAAGCAAUCCGCAGCCAAUUAUGAUUCGCUUGGGCAAGCACCGAAAUAUUUCUGCGCCAGUGAAGUUUCCCGCGCAAAAAGACUGGCAGAUAGAGCUCUCACUGCUAGAACGGAACCAGAUUUAUACAGUAUUAUCGGAUAAUACGGAGUUAAGCCAUCGCAAUGACAAAAUGCCUGGAGUUUUAACAAAUAAUACGAGUUUGGAAUAUAAUAAUUGGAUUAAUGAAAGUGUGACGGGAACUUAUGAUAAUUCAAGCAAAAAUCGCACGGAAAUGGACUUUAUGGAUAUUCCCCCCUUAACAGCACAGGAUUAUGUUCUUGUUAUAUUAUACAGUGUCACAACAUUCUUAGCAAUAGUAGGAAAUUCUAUUGCAAUUGUGAUAUUUACAAAAGGCAAGAGAUCCAAAACGGAUUUAAGACCCUUCUUAAUUAAUUUAGCCGUGGCUGAUUUAAUCAUGGCAAUAUUCUGUAUACCAUUCACGUUUACAUAUCAAUUACUCAAUUCUAAUUGGGUAUUCUCAAGACCCAUGUGUCCCAUUGUGAUGUUUUUGCAAACCGUCUCAGUGACCGGAAGUGUCAUUACAAACAUGGUCAUUGGGAUUGACAGGCUUUGUGCUAUUGCAUUUCCCUUAAUUGCAACGAGGAAUAGAUCUUUACGUUAUCGGUUAAUAAUUUUAAUCAUCUGGAUAAUUUCAGUAGCUUUUGCAGGUGUGCAGCUGAAAGUUGGGGACACACACUAUGAUAAAGAUACCGGUUACACAGAAUGUAAAGAAAAUUGGUCUAGCGAUGAAUUAGCUAUGUUUUAUACAAUUUUGGUUUUAAUUUUGACAUAUUUAGUCCCGGUUAUUAUACUAACAGUUACGUACAGUAUUGUGGGGUAUAUAUUGUGGAAACGAAACUUACCAGGCAACGCUGACGCCAGUCGAGACAAAGUGCAACUGAACUCAAAGGUCAAGAUUGUCAAGAUGUUGGUCACUAUAGUUGUACUGUUUGUACUAUGCUGGCUCCCACUCCAUACAUUCUUCCUGGUGCUUAACUUCACAGAAAAGCUGGACCAUGCUUCUCUAAGUCUCACCUACUUUAUUUGUCACUGGAUUGCCAUGUCCAACAGCUUUGUCAAUCCCAUCGUUUACGGAACCCUUAACGACAGUUUUAGGGCGGAUUUGAAACAACUUAUAUUUCGAUGUAUUCCGAUACGGACACGAGCGGGAACUGCACGCCAGGGUGCUGUGAAACUGAAAUACCCAGCGGAGAAAUACAAAUUGAAUUAUAAUGCGAAACGAAGUACACAGAGAUUGAACUACCAGACUCAAAGGAGCUACGAAAGUCCUGCUUAUGACGAAUAUUUGAAUAGUUCAUCAUUCUCUAGAAAUGCUUCCGCAAAUUCCCCCAAAAGGACAUAUGAUACCUCAAGAUGAGACAACUUAAUAAUUAUAUGUUCUUUGUGAUAUGUAAUAAAGUCAUUGUUGUUAU